AUGAAGUUCGCGACAAUUUUGUGUUCGGGUCUGUUGGCAACUCUCGCUCUGGCAGCACCGUAUAAAGCGAAGGAAUACUGCGAAAAACCUGACGACACUCUCACACCUGCUAGCAGCGACAAACCUUAUAGCACUGGCAAAUCUGAACCCAAUGUCAAGGCUGAUGAUAACUACAAGCCCCCCUCUAAGACUGGCACGCCUGUAAGCGCUGGCAAGCCCAAAAGCACUAGCAAAUCUGGAGGCAAUACCAAGAAUGAUGAUAAGCCCCCCUCCAAAACUGGCGAACGCAAGCCUAAAAGCACUAGCAAAUCUGGAGGCAAUACCAAGAAUGAUGAUAAGCCCCCCUCCAAAACUGGCGAACGCAAGCCUAAAAGCACUAGCAAAUCUGGAGGCAAUACCAAGAAUGAUGAUAAGCCCCCCUCCAAAACUGGCGAAAGCAAGCCUAAAAGCACUGGCAAAACUGGAGGCAAACCCAAGACUGGUGAUAAGCCCCCCUCCAAAACUGGCGGCACACCUGCAAGCACUGGCAAACCUGGAGGCAGUGAUCAGCCUGCCGGAACUCCCUACGGGGCCCCUGCCAAUCGUGUAAGAGUAACCAGAGAUUCCCACACAGAAAUGCCUACUAACAUCAUGACUAGACUUCAGGUGGCAGCACCGCCAACGGUGAUGUAAGAACUUUCUAGACUUUCCAUUUGAAAAUUUACUGACGUGCCAAAAAGAGAGCGCCAGGAUUCGCUUCUGUCGGCGAAGGAACCACAGGUGGUGCCGGGGGGACAGAAGUCACCGUAACAACCUACGAAGAGCUCGCCGCCGCUGUAGCAGGUGAAGCGAAAAAGAUUGUUUAUGUAUCCGGGCCAAUCGAAAAGACAGCACCACAAAUAAAAGUUGGCAGCAACACUUCACUCCUUGGCAAAUCCAGCGCCGUCAUCUUUACAGGAUUUGGUCUCUCGGUCAACUCAGCAACAAACGUCAUUAUCCGUAACAUAGCAAUCAAGAAGGUUACGGCUGAGAAUGGGGAUGCAAUUACAGUUCAGAGUUCAAACUAUGUUUGGAUAGAUCACGUAGAUCUCUCCUCCGAUCGAACCCACGAUAAGGACUUUUAUGACGGACUGUUGGACAUCGUCAAUGGUGCUGAUCUGGUCACCGUUACGUACAGCAAAUUAUACGACCACUGGAAAGCUGUUCUCAUCGGAAACUCAGAUAGCAGCGGCUCUACAGACACCGGAAAACUCAGAGUCACAUUAGGCUUCAACCACUUCUCGAACCUCAACACCCGUGUUCCAUCCCUCCGAUUUGGUGAGGGACAUAUCUACAGCAACUUCUUUGAGGGUAUUGGACAGGCAGUCAACACUAGAAAAGGCGCUCAAUGUCUUGUUGAGAACAACAAUUUCGCUGGUGCCGAAGAGCCAAUCGUCAGCGUUGAUGGGGAAGGUUUUGCAGUUGACAAAGGAAAUACUUAUGGAUAUGGAAAAAACGCCGCCCCGGCUGGUACUCUCACAACUCUUCCUUACUCGUAUGAGGCGAUCGAUGCUGCUGGGGUUCAGGCCGCAGUUGUCGGUAAAGCCGGUAACACACUUACGUUGUAA
Hymenoscyphus albidus is the source of this 1586-nucleotide messenger RNA. Lineage: Eukaryota; Fungi; Ascomycota; Leotiomycetes; Helotiales; Helotiaceae. The record is from the annotation of a GenBank genome assembly.